Messenger RNA from Aphanomyces astaci, 610 nucleotides. RefSeq lists its product as hypothetical. Gene Ontology annotation, molecular function: RNA polymerase II general transcription initiation factor activity; DNA binding. Bases 35 to 583 code for a protein of 182 amino acids. The transcript has 6 exons. Gene Ontology annotation, biological process: DNA-templated transcription initiation. The record is from RefSeq and is a predicted model, not a curated record. Lineage: Eukaryota; Oomycota; Saprolegniomycetes; Saprolegniales; Verrucalvaceae.
UUCCAACAGAAAGCAACAUCCGAGCGAGAGCGACAUGGAAGUUGCCAUCGUGAACAUGGUUGGGAGCGGGCGUCUUGGGAACAAGAUUGUCCUGCAAGACGUCGUGAAUAAGACCAACAAACGUGCUGAAAUGAGGAAAAACUGUGUGUUGCUCAAGUUGACCCACCCCAAGUCGUCUGCGAUGCUAUUUCCGUCUGGCAAAGUGGUGUGCACGGGCCAGUCCACCGAAGAAGGGCUCAAGGCAGCGGCCCAAAAGGUCGCCCAGCUGCUCAAGCACAUUGAUUUCCACGUGUCGUUGAGCGAUUUUCAAUUGGAAAACGUUAUCGGCCGCGCGGACGCUGGUUUCCGCAUCCUCGUCGAGGAACUGGCCUUGCGAUACCCCGACGUCACCACGUACGAGCCCGAACUGUACCCGGCCCUGGUGUUUCGAAUGGCCAAGCCCAAGGUCCACAUCCUCAUCUUCGCCAGUGGCAAAGUCGUGUUCACCGGCUCCAAAGAGACCCGACACUUGCGCGACGCCUGCGCCAACAUUUCCAUCAUCUUGAACGAAUUUCGCGACAUGAAAGCUCAAGUGGAAACAUAACCUGAAUAUAUGCAAUUGCUUUACAUC